UUCCUCCGCCUGACGCCGGCCCACGACUCCCGCCCCCGCGCGGCGGGGACCCGGGUGAUUGCAAACAGCCGCCGGCCUCAUUAGGAGACGUGUAAUUAGCGGCUGGCGGAGCCGAGGGCGGGGGCUAAUUACCACCGGGAGAGGCUGCGACGACACGUCGCCGCCGCCGGCCCACCGGGAGGCGUCUGGCCCGCACUUCCCGGCUGGCCCGGAUCAGGGUGCUUCCUCUGGGUGACAGCCGCUCGCCGUUGUUUGUUUAUUAGGCACCCGCCCUCCCGUGCCGGUGCAAUCCCACCUACACCUCCAUCCUAAUAAUUCUUAAUAAUCGGAACUAGAAGGGGAAGCUCUGCUUUGGAGACGCGGUGUGGUCCCUGACAGCACCGGGCCGGAGGACGAAGACCGGGGAUCCGAACCCACGCCUGUGGCUACGUUACAGCAGGUGGGCAGUGAGCAUCGGAGUGGAUCCGAGCAGGGAGUUUGGAGACCAAUGCUUUCAAGGUUAAAUUCUGGGCCUGGGCCCGGACCGCAUCUAUAAAAUGGUCUCAGGGUUAGGAUAAAGGCACUGGUGCUAUUUUUAGAGAGUGGGGAGUGUGGCGAGCUACACAGUGGGCCUCUGGCACCCCCUACCGGCCGCUGGCUGUGGACGAUGAUUGCCUCUUGAUUGCAAUAGUGAAUGGCAGUCUGCGAAGGGACAUCUGUGGUCCCCUAAAGCUGUGGCUAAGAGAAGACUGAAAACUGAUUUCGGAUCUUGUAAAUAGUCAGCUGUGAAAUAUAAGUCUUGCUUUACGUUACCACACCUGGCCAGGCGAGGCCAUGACAGCUGUACACAUAACGGAGGUCCUGAGAACCAACUUCCCAAAGUCGUCCUCUGAUCGCCACCUCCGGCCGUGGCAAAUACGCACCUCCACAUUUCUACAACAAAUAAAUAAAUCUAAUUUUCAAAAAUGACCCUGCUACAAAGCCAGGCACCAAGAAACCCAGGAUAACAAGAAAAUCUGUAGACAAUGUGUAUUAAGGCAAUGCUGACCGACUUAGUGGUGCACUUAAAACAUGCAAUACCGAGCACGUGAGGAAUGUCUGUAGCAGCACCGGCGACAGGAAAAUAGAGUCAAGCAGCGGACUUACAGGUCCCAGAUCGUGCGACACUCUCGGACUUUAAGUGCAGGGCUGACCUUAAACGUUCACUUGGGGGACUCUGAGCGCACAGAACUUGUGUGGAAAAUCCCCAGCGCCGGCCGGAGGCGAACGCAUGCGCUCUUACGCCCGCCGCGGGAGGCGGAGCGUGGAGAUUGACAGGGCACGCUGCCUGUCCGAGCCUAGUGCCGCCUUCCUCCCGCAUCCGGCGCGGACGCCAUGGUGCGGUUCAAGCACAGGUACCUUCUGUGCGAGCUGGUGUCCGAGGACGCGCGCUGCCGUUUGAGCCUGGACGACCGCGUGCUGGGCGGGCUGGUCCGCGACACGAUCGCCCGGGUGCACGGGGCCUUCGGCGCCGCCGCCUGCUCCGUGGGCUUUGCAGUCCGAUACCUCAAUGCCUACACUGGAGUCGUGCUACUGCGAUGCCGGAAGGAUUUCUACCAGCUCGUGUGGUCAGCUCUUCCUUUCAUCACCUAUUUGGAGAACAAAGGCCACCGUUACCCGUGCUUCUUCAACACAUUACACGUGGGAGGUACCAUCAGAACCUGUCAGAAGUUCCUGAUCCAGUACAACAGGAGACAGCUGCUGAUCUUGUUGCAGAAUUGCACUGACGAAGGAGAGCGGGAAGCCAUCAAGAAGUCUGUCUCAAGAAGCUGUCUGCUGGACAGAGAGCCCGUUGAAGAGCUUUCAGACAGUGCUGGUGAGGAGGUUGCAGAAGCAAUGGAGUGACCGUUUCCAGGCCCACUUGUGGGAACAGGACAUUACAGGAGGUGACAGCAGCAUCCCACAGUUCUCCAAUGGAAAUGACUGAUAACCAGCACUCAGGUGACCAGCUUGAAGUGGAGGGCUUGCUGCCUUACCUUGCAUCCAUGGUUGUGAAGGCUCUGUGCAGACAUUUCGGAUGUAACUGCUUAGCUCAGGGGUGGAAUAAACAUUCCUAAACCAUAAAA
Messenger RNA from Mus musculus (house mouse), 2084 nucleotides. It is a transcript of the gene Pop5, whose product is annotated as processing of precursor 5, ribonuclease P/MRP family (S. cerevisiae). The transcript has 6 exons. Gene Ontology annotation, biological process: tRNA 5'-leader removal; tRNA processing. Lineage: Eukaryota; Metazoa; Chordata; Mammalia; Rodentia; Muridae. Gene Ontology annotation, molecular function: ribonuclease P activity; ribonuclease P RNA binding. Gene Ontology annotation, cellular component: nucleoplasm; nucleolar ribonuclease P complex; ribonuclease MRP complex. The coding region runs from base 1354 to 1863 and encodes 169 amino acids. The record is from RefSeq and is a predicted model, not a curated record.